This is a messenger RNA of Colletotrichum karsti, 1893 nucleotides long. Its product is annotated as tRNA synthetase class I. Gene Ontology annotation, biological process: tyrosyl-tRNA aminoacylation. NCBI's taxonomy places the organism in Eukaryota, Fungi, Ascomycota, Sordariomycetes, Glomerellales, Glomerellaceae. Bases 1 to 1893 code for a protein of 630 amino acids. Gene Ontology annotation, molecular function: RNA binding; tyrosine-tRNA ligase activity; ATP binding. The record is from RefSeq and is a predicted model, not a curated record. Gene Ontology annotation, cellular component: mitochondrion; cytosol. The transcript is spliced from 3 exons.
AUGCUGUCGACGCUGGGGCCCCGCCUCCCCAGUCUGCGGCGGGACAUCUGCGUACGAUGCGCCAAGUUGCCUGCGGUCCAAUCGCAACAGAACCGGUCCAGAUGGAUCUCUAUGAGGGUGAUAGCGAAGGAGAAAAGGGCGGCGGAGGAAUGGGCGGAGAAAGCAAAACUCAUUGAGAAGGGAGAGCAUCCCCAUAUCUGGGACUUUUUCGAGGAGCGUGGCUACAUCAAGGACGUCGCAGGGCGCACACCACAGGUCAAGGAACUCCUGCGAACGAAGCGAAUAGGUGCCUAUGUCGGUGUCGACCCGACCGCACAAUCCCUCCACGUCGGCCACCUCCUUCCCAUGAUGCCCCUGUUCUGGAUGUAUCUGAACGGCUACACGGCGGUGUCGCUCAUCGGAGGCGCGACGGGCAGGAUAGGCGACCCGACGGACCGUUUGAAGACGCGCGAGGUCAUGAAGAACAGCGAGGUCCAGACCAACAUCACAAAGAUUCACUACCAGAUGAAGAAGCUCUGGGUCAACAUCGAGGAGCUCGGCAGGAGGCACGGCAUGAAGCCGGACGCCGGGGCGAAGCGGCAUCUCGUGAACAACAACAUGUGGUGGCAGAGUCUGGCAUUGUACGAUGUGAUGAAGAGGCUAGGACGUUACCUGCGCAUAGGGCCCAUGUUGUCCCGCGAUACCGUCAAGAAUAAACUCGAAAAGGGCGACGGCAUGUCUCUCGCCGAGUUCGUCUACCCUCUGAUGCAGGGCUGGGACUUUUGGCACCUGUAUUCCAAACUCGGCGUGCAAAUGCAGAUCGGAGGCUCCGACCAGUUCGGCAACAUCGUGACAGGCAUCGAAUCCGUCAAGACGAUCCGCGAGUCCGAAGAGAACCCCCACUUAAAGCUGCCCAGCCACUGGACGGAUGACCCCAUCGGCUUCACCGUGCCGCUCCUGACAGACUCCUCGGGCGCGAAGUUUGGCAAGAGCGCCGGCAACGCCAUCUGGCUCGACCCCUUCGCGACCAGCGCCUUCGACCUCUACGGCUACUUCAUGAGACGCUCCGACGCCGAGGUCGGGAAGCUCCUCCGCCUCUUCACCUUCCUCUCGAACGAAAAGAUCGACGCCUUGAUGCGCGAGCACGAGCAAGAUCCGCCCAAGCGCGUCGCGCAGCACACCCUCGCCUUCGAGGUCCUGAGCCUCGUCCACGGCUCCACUGUCGCCGUCCGCGAACAGCAGCAGCACAAGCUCUUGCACGGCAAGGGUGGCGCCGCCGUCGACGCCGAUGGCAACCCGUACCAGGCCGUCGAGGGCCACCCCACGACGCUGAACAACGCCCCGAAGAUGGACAUGCAGCUCCCCGCCGACCUGAUCUACAACCGGGGCAUCGCGCGCAUCCUCCACGCCGCGGGCCUGAGCAGCUCCGUCAGCGAGGCCAACCGUCUCGCCUCGGGCAGCGGCGCCUACGUCGCCGCCGCCCCGGGCAAGGACAUGCGCGGUAUCGUCCCCGGCAACCUGGACUGGACGCCCGUCAAGCUGUGGUUCCCCAAGGACGUGCCCAAGUUCCUCAUCGACGACCGCAUCCUCAUCCUCCGCAAGGGCAAGCACAACGUGCGUAUCGUCGAGGUCGUCAGCGAUGAGGAGUGGGAGAAGAGCGGCCAGUCAUACCCCGGCGAGCCGCUCAAGGGCAAGACGCGCGUGAUGAUCCAGAAGCUCAAGGAAGUCGCGAAGGAGGAAGGCAAGUCGCCAUCGCAGAGGGAAUUGAUGAAGAUGGUCAAGCAGAAGCUGGGGGAGGAGGAGGAGGCUGUUGAGGUGGCGAACAACCCAGACAUCCAGUUCCCCACGAGGAGCGAGCGCGUGCGCGUGCGGGAAGCACUCAAGGACUCCCAGGGGAAAGAUGAAAAGAAAUGA